UUGUAUCUUGUGUUUGUUGUCAACUCAGGGCAAAGCAGAAAGCACAUGUGUGACUAACAAGCUAAGAAGGCCUGCGUUUCACUGACAUCGGGACUGUCCUAUUUAGUCAAAAAUCAUUUUCUUGAUACAGUGGCCAUAUUGAACAGAAUGAAUUUAGCAGACGAAGGGCAACAAAGAAACUUGAAAGAUUUUUUGUUGCUGUACAACAAAUUAACAGAGCAGUGUUUUGAGAGAUGUGUAUACAACCUGAACAAUGUGGGUGUGUCCAAGGCAGAGACUGACUGUGUCGGUGUGUGUACAGACCGCUAUGUCACCUACAACCAGAAGCUGAUGAUGAAGUUCAUGGAGCACCAGAACUUGAGACAGCAGGCAGCAGCACGAGAAACGGAGGCAGCAGCCCAGCAGGGCGGAGUCGCUCCCAGCCCGGCGGGGGACACUCCCAACUCCUAAAAGGCCACAGUCUCGGCCUUCACCUCUCAUACCUAUUAGCCAUGGAGUGGAGGUUACAAUACUACAGUACUACUAGAUCGGGAACACGAGUGUUGUGGAGUGUUACAAGACCCAGCAUGCAGCAGUCACUGGCUGUAGGUGCACGAACCUGGAUAAUCAUGUGACUGUUCAGGCCCCGGGGAUGGUAGCAAGGCUUGCAGGAGCGGCAGAUUGAUUAUAUAAUGCACAAGUUAUUUAUCAUAAAGAAUGUUCAAGCCAA
Haliotis rufescens (red abalone) is the source of this 709-nucleotide messenger RNA. Its product is annotated as mitochondrial import inner membrane translocase subunit Tim9-like. Bases 148 to 450 code for a protein of 100 amino acids. The record is from RefSeq and is a predicted model, not a curated record. The transcript has 3 exons. NCBI's taxonomy places the organism in Eukaryota, Metazoa, Mollusca, Gastropoda, Lepetellida, Haliotidae. Gene Ontology annotation, cellular component: mitochondrial intermembrane space chaperone complex.